Thalassophryne amazonica is the source of this 819-nucleotide messenger RNA. RefSeq names its product myoglobin (gene mb). Gene Ontology annotation, biological process: oxygen transport. Gene Ontology annotation, cellular component: extracellular exosome. The coding region runs from base 178 to 621 and encodes 147 amino acids. Gene Ontology annotation, molecular function: heme binding; oxygen binding. NCBI's taxonomy places the organism in Eukaryota, Metazoa, Chordata, Actinopteri, Batrachoidiformes, Batrachoididae. The record is from RefSeq and is a predicted model, not a curated record. The transcript has 4 exons.
GACUGAAAACCCCUGAGAGGUGUGAGAGGUCAGAGGAAUGGGAGGGGCAGAAUAAAUGAGCAAGAGAGAGAGGGAGCAUAAAAGGUCAGCAAAAGGGGGAAAGUCAGAGUUUGGUGCAAACAAACAAGACAUUUCACUGCUUUAUUGGACUCUCCAAGUCCUCUACCUUCUCACGACAUGGCUGACUUUGACAGCAUUCUGAAGUUCUGGGCUGUAGUUGAACAGGACCUUGCUGGCAAUGGAGGCUUGGUUCUGACCCGUCUCUUCAAAAAGCAUCCUCACACCCAGCAGCUGUUCCCCAAAUUUAAGACCAUACCUCAGAGUAAGCUCGACAAUAAUGCAGACAUAAAUGCUCACGGUGCCACUGUACUCGCCAAACUUGGUGAACUGCUGAAGGCCAAAGGCAACCACGCCAACAUCCUCAAACCUCUGUCUGUCAGCCACGCCACCAAGCAUAAGGUCACCAUUGAGAAUUUCAAGCUGAUUGUUGACAUCAUUGUUGACGUUAUGGUGGAGAAGGCGGGCCUUGAUGCCCCCGGGCAGAAAGCACUCAGAGACGUGCUGGGUAUCGUCGUCGAUGACAUGCAGGCCAACUACAGAGAGAUUGGCUUCGAUGGCUAAAACCUCAAAGGCAAAGAUGAUAAUCAAUCAAUAAAUAAAUAACCGCCUUAAGAAAAUUGGAACAAUUCCAUGCUCAUAAUGUGCAAGUAAAUGUGCUCCAAUCAUUACUGUAGAUGUAUGUUAACGACAAAGUAAGCAGUUUUUGUUCAGUUGCGGAUUUACUUUGGCAUAAAUAAAGUUGAUCUUAUCUUCUUCAUU